GAUUUACCACAACCAUGACAGUGCACCCGACGACGACGUACCGGACAACGGCGCCCGAGCCGACACCAUACUACGGCAGCCUCCACUACGCCACCAAGCCGUAUGCGGCUGCUGCUGCGUACCCUGCCGAGACGUACACGCACUACGCCGACCUCUACGGCGAGCAAUUCCACCACCACUGGCAGCUCUCGGCGCCAAUCGUGGACGAGCCCAAGCAAGCCAAGGCGACGCGGGCGAAGCGCGCCAAGCAAGACACCAAAACGUACAAGAAGGAAUGGUAUGCCGCCCACCGCGACGCGCAGAAAGAAAAAAUGAAGGCGUGGUACGAGAAGAACAAAGCCAAGCGCCUUUUGCAGAUGAAGGCCUACAACUCGCGCCGAUUGCAAAUGCAACGCGAAGCCAGCAAGGCGAAAUCGUCGCCGCCGACCAACGCAGAGGCCAACAAGGCUAGUCUGAGCUUCAUCUUGUGCGAUUAGGCACUCGCGGUCGUGUCCAAUGUGUCCUUCUUGUCUGUUGUACCAGUAGCGCUUCGUUAACAUCAAUUUAUUCCCUCCCCUCGACGAUUAACGACUCG
Molecule: messenger RNA, 574 nt
Organism: Saprolegnia parasitica CBS 223.65
Lineage: Eukaryota; Oomycota; Saprolegniomycetes; Saprolegniales; Saprolegniaceae
Exons: 1
Coding region: 15-476 (153 amino acids)
Source: RefSeq, a predicted model, not a curated record